Protopolystoma xenopodis is the source of this 243-nucleotide messenger RNA. Lineage: Eukaryota; Metazoa; Platyhelminthes; Monogenea; Polystomatidea; Polystomatidae. The record is from the annotation of a GenBank genome assembly.
AUUUGUGCUGACGCUGUUUCUGAGGCAAUCUCCUUCGAUUCUGGUGAAAACGUGCUAAGCUUUCGUCCGUCAUCCGGUGACGCUAUUUCCGAGAUAAUCUCCUUCGAUUCAGGUGAAAAGGUGCUAAGCUUUCGUCCAUCAUAUGGCGAAAAUCAUCAGAGCAAGGCGGUUCCACCAGAAGACGACGGCGGAUUCCUCUUGACCAGCUGUCGAUUGGCUUUACUGGAAGAUUCAUGUGGGUGA